CACACACACACACAGACACACACACACAGACACACACACACACAGACACACACACACACAAACAGAAUCAGCUUCUAAUGGGAACACAAGAGAGAGAGAAACCUCAGAUCCAGAUUUAGCUCAGAGCCGACAGAAGCUUCACCCGAAGGGGAAUUGUCCAACGUCACCGAGGGGAACCACAAGUCCAGUUCCUCUCCUGCUCUGACCCCCAGAAAUUCACAACUUCCCUGGUCCCACAUCAGUCUCUUCUACUCUGCAACCCUGGAACACUGACUGCACCAGGAUCAUGUUCCUGCUCAGCUGCCUGACUCUCCUCUGGGGCUUCUCCUACUCAGACGUCCCUCGAGUGGUCGUGUUUCUGGGGCAGCCACUGUCUCUCCCUCCGGGGAGGAACUUUAUGGACAUUACCAAUCACUUUCAUUGGAAAAAGGGGACCCUGACAUUGGGCAAGACCCGUAACGGCACGUGUGUUUCUGGCUGCGUAGAGACUUCCAAGAUCUUCACCAACGGAACCUUCUGGAAGAGUCGAGUGGAGUGGGAAGACGAGGGGCAGUACUCAGUAGAGGUGUAUAACAGAUAUGGGGUCCACAUUCACCGAGCGGAGAUUUUCCUGCAGAUCACUGAUAUAAUGCACGUGACCUUGGGAGAGUCACCCAUUCUCCCUCCUGGUAGGACUGCCCCAGAGGAGCUGUAUGAGGUUCAGUGGAGCAAGGGGGAGCAGCUGCUGCAGAAGCUCCAUGAGGGACGUUGCAUUCAUGGUUGUGCAGAGAGAUACCAGAUUCUUCCUAAUGGGAGCUUGUGGCUGGGCCCCGUGCAGCAAGACGAUGGAGGGACAUACUCAGUAGAGGUGUAUAAUGAAUACAGGAUCAGCAUCCACCAAGCUGAGAUCUUCCUGCAGAUAAAUAAUGAGACCUCCUGGGGAGGAACAACCUCAGGAGGGAGACUCUCCUUCUCUGCCUUCAUCCUUAUUUCUGUCGGAGUCAUCAUCCUCAUCACCAUGUGGAUCAUUGGGGGUCUCCUGUACAAGUUCACAAGGAAACAGAGAGGGGCGGGGGAUAAAGUGAUGGGCAAGUCCAUGAUUUACGCUAAUGUGAAACGCAGAAAGGGCUCCGGCGAAUCUCACCAGGUCACAUGGAGCAACGAGAAAGAUACAGGAGACCCCGGAGGGACAUUAAUCUACAUGGAGGAUAUUUCCACCUUCCGGAGACCCCAGGGCACAGACUGACAUAUGAGAUCUCACAGCGCCCCCUGCUGGUCUCUCCUCUGUCUGACACCCCCAGAACUGCUCCAGACAUUUACUGACCAAUUAGGGGCACAAAUAUGCCAGGGGCCCCAUGGGCACAGACGUCAGACCCCUGUCUCUCCAUUAACCCCAUGAUUUGUACUGCAGCUGCCCACGAACUUACCUGCCGGGGGAAUUACCUGCAAUUUCACAUCUCUGGGGCUACAAACAUGUCUGGGAGGAUCACAUGUGCCCUGCGGUCCUCCAGUUAUUGACCCUGAUCCUCCAGCUGUGAGAAUAAACAGAAUAAACCCUCUUCUCUUC
Xenopus laevis (African clawed frog) is the source of this 1546-nucleotide messenger RNA. RefSeq names its product pregnancy-specific glycoprotein 22-like. NCBI's taxonomy places the organism in Eukaryota, Metazoa, Chordata, Amphibia, Anura, Pipidae. Bases 287 to 1225 code for a protein of 312 amino acids. The transcript has 7 exons. The record is from RefSeq and is a predicted model, not a curated record.